Molecule: messenger RNA, 2486 nt
Organism: Pseudophryne corroboree (corroboree frog)
Lineage: Eukaryota; Metazoa; Chordata; Amphibia; Anura; Myobatrachidae
Product: oocyte zinc finger protein XlCOF6-like
Exons: 6
Coding region: 257-2425 (722 amino acids)
Source: RefSeq, a predicted model, not a curated record
AGGAGCAGAUAGCAGCCAUUGCUGUGUCUGGCAGCAGUGUUACACAGUAGUGAGGAAGACACUCAGCAUCCUACCCCGUGUGUCGGGAGGACUGAGCAGGACUCAGAGUCCCAUCACGGUGCCUCUACCUCACUCACUGAUACAUGGGAGACACAAUGACCAGAAGAUCCUAGAAUUCACCAACAAGAUCAUUCAGCUGCUGACUGGAGAGGAGGGGGAGUAUAUAGAGGAACACAGGGGUCUGUACAAGGACGUGAUGAUGGAGAAUCACCAGCCCCUCACAUCACUGGAUGGGCCCAGUAACAGAGAUACCCCAGAGAGAUGUCCCCGUCCUCUAUAUUCCCAGGAUUGUACAGAGGAGAAUCACAGGAUCCCACAGGAGGAUCAGGGAGAAGGUCAGACUAAUAUUAAGGUAGAACCUAUAGAGAGAGAAGAAGAGACGUAUGUGACUGAUAUGAAGGUAGAAGAUACAGAGGGAGAAGAAGAGACGUAUGUGACUGAUAUGAAGGCAGAAGUUAUAGAGGGAGAAGAAGAGACGUAUGUGACUGAUAUGAAGGUAGAAGAUAUAGAGGGAGAAGAAGAGACAUAUGUGACUGAUAUGAAGACAGAAGAUAUAGAGGGAGAAGAGACGUAUGUGACUGAUAUGAAGGCAGAAGAUAUAGAGGGAGAAGAAGAGACGUAUGUGACUGAUAUGAAGGCAGAAGAUAUAGAGGGAGAAGAAGAGACGUAUAUGACUGAUAUGAAGGCAGAAGAUAUAGAGGGAGAAGAAGAGACGUAUGUGAUUGAUAUGAAGGCAGAAGAUAUAGAGGGAGAAGAAGACAUAUAUGUGAUUGAUAUGAAGGCAGAAGAUAUAGAGGGAGAAGAAGAGACGUAUGUGACUGAUAUGAAGGCAGAAGUUAUAGAGGGAGAAGAAGAGACGUAUGUGACUGAUAUGAAGUUAGAAGAUAUAGAGGGAGAAGAAGAGACAUAUGUGACUGAUAUGAAGACAGAAGAUAUAGAGGGAGAAGAGACGUAUGUGACUGAUAUGAAGGCAGAAGAUAUAGAGGGAGAAGAAGAGACGUAUGUGACUGAUAUGAAGGCAGAAGAUACAGAGGGAGAAGAAGAGAUGUAUGUGAGGGGUGAUCAGCAGUGUAAGGAGGAGGAAAUCCCAACAGAUAUCCGUACAGAUGGAGGUAACAGCAGGAAGAUCUCGGAAGAAUGUCUCAUGUUAUCUCAAGACUUUAAAAUAGAAGAUGACAUCAGACUGGAUUCUCCAGGAGGAAACCCGUUUACCCCAAAUCUACCUCUAGCAUGUCGCAGUACAGAUAUGUCAUCUCAACCCUCUGACCAUGAGCAAUGUUCUCCUGAUUGCUCAGAUACUGUUACACAUAGUACAGCUUUUACAGUAGCCACAAGGUGUCCGUGUACUAUGGAUGGCAGUUUUUUUACACAGGAAACAAAUCUUAUUACUAAUCAGCCAACUAAGGCUAGUGAAAAAACAUUUUCGUGUUCUGAGUGUGGGAAAUGUUUUACAUAUAAAUCACAUCUUGUUAGACAUGAGAGAUGUCACACAGGAGAGAAGCCAUUUCCAUGUUCUGAGUGUGGGAAAUGUUUUACACAGAAAUCAGAUCUUGUAACACAUCAGAGACACCACACAGGUGAGCGACCAUUUGCAUGCUCCGAGUGUGGGAAAAGUUUUGCUAAUAAAUCCAUUCUUCUUACACAUCAGAUAUGUCACACAGGUGAGAAACCGUUUGCAUGUUCAGAGUGUGGGAAAUGUUUUACACGCAAAUCACAUCUUCUUAUACAUGAGAAAAGACACACAGGUGAGAAGCCGUUUCCAUGCUCUGAGUGUGGGAAAUGGUUUACAAAUAAAUCACAGCUUGUUACACAUCAGAGAAUUCACACAGGUAGGAAACCAUUUCCAUGCUCUGAGUGUGAGAAAUGUUUUGAAUACAAGUCACUUCUUGUUAUACAUCAGAGGCGUCACACAGGUGAGAAGCCGUUUCCAUGUUCUUAUUGUGGGAAAUGUUUUACACAGAAAUCAGAUCUUGUUACACAUCAGAGACAACACACAGGGGAGAGACCCUUUGCAUGCAGUGAGUGUGGGAAAUGUUUUGCUAAUAAAUCAGUUCUUGUUACACAUCAGAGAAGUCACACAGGCGAGAAGCCAUUUGCAUGCUUUGAGUGUGGGAAAUGUUUUACACAGAAACCAGAUCUUACUACACACCAGAGACAUCACACAGGUGAGAAGCCAUUUGCAUGCUCUGAGUGUGGGAAAUGUUUCCCCAAAAGAUCAUAUCUUAAUAAACAUCAGAGAUGUCACACAGGUGAGAGGCCAUUUCCAUGCUUUGAGUGUGGGAAAUGUUUUACAGAUAAAUCAGCUCUUGUUAGACAUCAGAGAACUCAUACAGGGAAGGAGAAAUCUUCUGAUUUAUGGAAAUGAUUAAAGUCACAUUUUGUUAAAUAAUUAUUUAUGAAAAUAUAUCCAUGUCAAACUUUGUAAU